AUGGGAAGAGAAAAAGGACCCGUUUGCGUCACCGGAGGAACCGGCUACAUCGGGUCGUGGCUGAUCAAGGUGCUUUUUGAGCAGGGUUACUCUGUUCAUACCACUGUUAGACCUGACCCUGAUAACAAGAGAGACCUUAGCUUCCUCACAAGCUUACCUGGAGCAGAUGGAAGGCAUAAAAUCUUCCGAGCAGAUCUUAGCCAUCCCGAGAGUUACGAUGCGGCCAUCCAAGGGUGUAAAGGAGUUCUCCACGUCGCAGCUCCCAUGGAUUUCGAAGACAACGAGCCCGAGGCAGUAGUGACCCAAAGGGCGGUCGAUGGAGCACUAGGCAUAUUGAAAGCAUGCUUGAUAUUAUAA
Messenger RNA from Hibiscus syriacus, 357 nucleotides. RefSeq names its product vestitone reductase-like. The coding region runs from base 1 to 357 and encodes 118 amino acids. NCBI's taxonomy places the organism in Eukaryota, Viridiplantae, Streptophyta, Magnoliopsida, Malvales, Malvaceae. Gene Ontology annotation, molecular function: oxidoreductase activity, acting on the CH-OH group of donors, NAD or NADP as acceptor. The transcript has a single exon. The record is from RefSeq and is a predicted model, not a curated record.